GUUUUUGUUGUUUGUCUUCCUUCCUUGUUUUCUUUUAGGCAGACAACAGAACUUGUACAAAACAGAUGACAGUUGCUUGUUACAAAGCUGGUCAAAAUGAGUAACUUAACUGGACAUUUACUUGAUGCUAAGCAGAUGGAAGUUAUAGGUAUGGUGAAUAUGGUCACAUCUUCUUUAAGUUUUCUUGGUUCUGGUUCUAUAAUAUUGUGCUCCAUUUGUCACAAGAAAAUAUGUUUUCCAGAGGUGUACCCACUGUUCCAGCUGUCAAUAGCAGAUCUGCUUGCCUCGGUUAUCUUCGCUGCAAGCACUAUACUGUUCUUAUUCAAAGAAUCCAACUUUCCAGGGAGCCCUGGCCCCUGUGAUUACCUUUCUGCACUCAUGACGAGUUUUUAUAUCAGCACACUCUUUUUGACAAUGGCUUAUGCUCUGGAAGCAUUGCUGAGAAUACGAACUCGACUUGGGAAUGAAACUACGAACAGCAACACCAGUGUGAGGAAGCCUGUCAGUCAUGUGUUCAUGCACACUGUUUAUGCAUUCUGUUGGAUUUUUCCUCUGCUUAUUGGAAUUGUUCUUCUGGUGUUUACCCAUUUCGUGGACAAAGACAGUCACUUCUUUCAGAACAGCUCUGUUCCACAGUGGCCUAUUCUACCACGACAGUGUUCCACAUGUUUACCAAUUUUCCACUACAGUGAGAAUGGCUGUUGGACAUUAGUAGAGAAUGGCAGUUCAUGGCAUGUAGCAUACAAGGUGGUUUUUAUGACACCCCUUGUUCUGGUGUUUGUUAUUAAUGUGUCACUGUAUGUCUUCAUUAGCAAGGUGUUCAGACAAGUUUCGGCCAGACGAGGUCUGUUGAGUGUCCACCAGCACCAGGAGGAGAGGUCCCUCACUAGAAAAGCCAUUCUCUACCAGUCCGCAUUCCUCGUCUGCUGGCUGCCCACUCUAGUUUUGGGUAUUGCCUCUUUUGUCUCAGAUUUUCACAUGGGAAACUUUUUCUGGCUUUACAUUUUACAGGCACUGUUUGGACCGUUGCAGGGAUUUCUCAACUCCUUCAUAUAUGGCUGGAAACGGGAAAGUUUCCGCCGCACACUCGGCGAGAUGUCUGCACUGACCGACAGUAGUGUGACAAGUUACUUGACUUUGUAGUACUUUCUUGAGCACAAAAUCAAAAUGUCGAAGAUGAUUUGGUGGAUCAUCUGUACCGUUAUAUCAAGGUCUGGCAAUUAGAACUGGUUAUGUCCACUUUGAAAAUGAGAAUAGCCCACUAUUUGACAUUAAUAGUCCACUAUUUCACAUUAAUAGUCCACCAUUUCACAUUAAUAGUCCACUAUUUCACAUCAGUAGCCCACUAUUUCACAUCAGUAGCCCACUAUUUCACAUCAGUAGUCCACUAUUUUUAAAUCAAUGGUCCACUAUUUCACAUUAUAGUCCACAAUUUCAUAUUUUUAAUUCCCACUUAGUCGAACUGAAGGGUCCUGUAGAUAGGUUUUGUCUACAUGUGUUUGUCUGUGAGUCUGUCUGUCCUACAUAUAGUUUCCAGACUUUUUGUUUUUGCAAUGCCUCAAGAUAUUAAGCCAAAAUAUUGUGGAUAUCUUUAUCAAGUAGGGUGUAUACCACAAAAUCAAAUCCCAUACACAACAUUAGUAAUAUAUGGCUAAAACUCCUACAUGCAGCGUAUCAACCAACAUAUACCAUGGAUAUAAAUAUUACCACCUCUGCCCCAUAAAGUAUAUUGGAAAUAAUAAGUGGUUAAGCUGCUAAUUUCUACAUAUGUGUGACUACCCUAGUUCUGCACAAAAAUUGUCAAACUACACGUUUCAAGCACAAUGGUAGCUGGUACAAUAAAAUUAAAUUACAGUAAUUUACUGGCCGGAUGAAACAAAAUAUUAUCA
This is a messenger RNA of Gigantopelta aegis, 1889 nucleotides long. RefSeq names its product transmembrane protein 116-like. The record is from RefSeq and is a predicted model, not a curated record. The transcript is spliced from 13 exons. Gene Ontology annotation, cellular component: plasma membrane. Gene Ontology annotation, biological process: cell surface receptor signaling pathway; adenylate cyclase-activating G protein-coupled receptor signaling pathway. Bases 97 to 1143 code for a protein of 348 amino acids. Gene Ontology annotation, molecular function: G protein-coupled receptor activity. Lineage: Eukaryota; Metazoa; Mollusca; Gastropoda; Neomphalida; Peltospiridae.